Messenger RNA from Perognathus longimembris pacificus (Pacific pocket mouse), 1602 nucleotides. It is a transcript of the gene Batf, whose product is annotated as basic leucine zipper ATF-like transcription factor. Gene Ontology annotation, biological process: regulation of transcription by RNA polymerase II. The record is from RefSeq and is a predicted model, not a curated record. Bases 260 to 634 code for a protein of 124 amino acids. Gene Ontology annotation, molecular function: RNA polymerase II cis-regulatory region sequence-specific DNA binding; DNA-binding transcription factor activity, RNA polymerase II-specific. NCBI's taxonomy places the organism in Eukaryota, Metazoa, Chordata, Mammalia, Rodentia, Heteromyidae. The transcript is spliced from 3 exons. Gene Ontology annotation, cellular component: nucleus.
AGCAUGAAUUACCAGAAACCACAAGAGACGGCGUGCGCAAGCCCCAAAGUGAGCGAGAUGUCCCUUUGGGGAGCAGUCCUCCUGUACCCCAGAGUGAGGAGGACGCAGGGGUCAGAAGUGGCUGCAGGACAGACAAGGGAAGCACCCGUGGAGACUGGAGGGCUGGAGACCCCUGGUCGGUCAGGAAGGGAGGCCAGCUGGUGACAAGAUUGCUCAGAGGCGACUGGAGCCGUGUGACAGAGGCCGGAAGACUUCAGCCAUGCCCCACAGCUCGGACAGCAGUGACUCCAGCUUUAGCCGCUCUCCUCCUCCUGGCAAGCAGGACUCAUCUGACGAUGUGAGAAAAGUUCAGAGAAGGGAGAAAAAUCGCAUCGCUGCCCAGAAGAGCCGACAGAGGCAGACACAGAAGGCCGACACCCUGCACUUGGAGAGUGAAGACCUAGAGAAGCAGAACGCAGCUCUGCGCAAGGAGAUCAAGCAGCUCACGGAGGAGAUGAAGUACUUCACCUCGGUGCUGAGCAGCCAUGAGCCCCUGUGCUCCGUGCUGGCCAGCGCCCCCUCGCCCCCGGAGGUGGUGUACAGCGCCCAUGCCUUCCACCAGCCACACGUCAGCUCUCCGCGUUUCCAGCCCUGAGCUUCAGUGGACGGGACCUGCUCGCUGCUCUUGCAGGACCCAGGAGGGGCGCACGGACUGUGGCCAGGUUGCCCCCAUCCAGCCCGGCCCACUGCUCAUCAAGACACUGCACAGCCAAGUCCUGGCCAAGGACUGAGCACAAGGAUCACAGUGGCCAGAAUGUCCAGCAGUGUGGGGCUGGCCCUUGGUAGCUGGACCCACUGUGGACUGACGCAACCCAGAAGAACAUGAAGCUCUGUGCCUGAGAGGGGCACUGAGGGGACUUUCAGGGAGGAGGGAAGAGGAGGGAUCUUUUUCUAAAUAAAUCUUUUAAAAGAAAUCAGGCUGGUAAGACAGCUUCUCAGACCUCUACAUUCUAGAAACUCUACAUUCAGUGAGGGUGGAGACCUUUCUUCCUUUUGUCCUUGGCUUCCAGUCCCCUGGAGUCUGCUCAUAGCUCUGCUUUCCCAUGGUUGGCUCAUCUGUUUGGGAGGCAGAGGCCAUUUUUUAAAGCAUCUUCAGUGCUUCUCCUAGAUAACUUGAUUUUCCUCCCCAAAUCCACUCGCCACAGCCUCCAUCCUUCAUUGCCCUGCCCUUUUUAGAUCAUGGGCUGCCCAUUCUCCAGUUAGGAUAAAGGGCCAAAGGGAUAAAGAUGGCAUCCAGAUAUAUAGAUGUCCAAGAUCCUAUCAUCUCCUACUCACACCAGGACCCUGCCAGCUGCUCUGUCCACAUAGCCAUGUUCCCAGGGUGCCCUGCGCCUGGCCACAGGCCGGAGAUGAUGGAUACCAAGGCAGGGCUUCACAGUCAAGGUGCCUUCCUGAAGCCUCCACUUCCCUUAGAGAGAGGUGAUCUUAGGCAUACCACUUUGCUUGGCUUCCCGAAACCCUCCAGGCUGCCAUCCUGGCUCCGGUGACUACCGAGCCUUCUCUGGUUCUUCCAGAGGCUGACACCCUGCUCUGAUGCCCACCUGCUCCUUAGAAGUGCCUGGU